Messenger RNA from Phragmites australis (common reed), 4843 nucleotides. Its product is annotated as ASI1-immunoprecipitated protein 2-like. The record is from RefSeq and is a predicted model, not a curated record. The transcript is spliced from 12 exons. The coding region runs from base 261 to 4145 and encodes 1294 amino acids. Lineage: Eukaryota; Viridiplantae; Streptophyta; Magnoliopsida; Poales; Poaceae.
CUCCGUUUCAACCUCGGUAAAAAGCCCACGCGCGGCCUCCGAGACUCUCCUCCACGGGCACAAGGGAACGGAGGCUCCCAAGUCCCAAAGCAUCAUCGCCGCCGGCACCUCCCUCCGCCCGAUCCUCCGUCCGCUGCCCGCCGCUCUUCUCAGAUCCCUCCAGGCGAGGACUGUGUCCUUCCUGUGCUGGGUAAUUUUUCACUUGGGAAAGGAAGGACACUCGCAAGCCAGAACAUUCUUGAAUAACCUGAUUAAAGGACAUGCGAUUAAGGAAGGCAAACGGAGAGAGGCGUAGCUCAGAUCAUCGCAAUAAUGAUGUUUCAUGGAUCUCGGAGGUUAAAGACAUAUCUAAUGUUGCUGUAAGGAAGAAAAGGGGGAGAAGAGCACCUCCAUCUGCUAAAAGAUUACGUGGUCAACAGGUUGAUAAGGUGAUUGACAGUGAUGAUGCCGUUGACAAUGACAUCGAUGAUACAGAUGAAGGCCAGGUUGGUAAAAAUCAGUCUAUUGCGCACAUUGAGGAAUGCAUUGAUGGGGGAACUGGUGAUCUAGACAUACCAAAAACAGGCAAGUCAGGUAAUUCUUCUGAUGGUCUAUCCUCAGCUUCAGAAGAACAAGAUCAUUCGACAAACUCCAAAGAUAUAAUAAAAAAAUCUAGCACUCAAACCACAGAGAGGGUUUCUGAAAGCCCAACGAGAAGCAAGAAAGAUGAAUUUCAUUUGAAACAGGAAGGGGUUGAUAUUGAGCCCACAGGCCAGAAUGACUUAGCAAAUGAAGAUGGUUCUCAUGCGAAAGCAGCUGUUGUGAAGAAGGGUACUGUUGAAGAAAGAAGCUCUCAAGAAAUCAAGGAUGACCAGGUAUUUGACGCGCAAGUGAAUAUGACUUCCUCUGAGAAUAGAAGUGCUGAAGAAAUUGAAGAUGUGAAAGUGUGUGACAUAUGUGGAGAUGUUGGUGACGAGGAUAAGCUUGCUGUCUGUAGUAGAUGCAAUGAUGGUGCUGAGCAUACUUAUUGUAUGCGGGUAAUGAUGGAAGAGGUUCCAGAUAGUGAGUGGUUGUGUGAAGACUGCCAAACUGUGGUAGAACUUGAAAAGAAGAAACUAGAAAAAUGUGAGGUGAAGGUUGGCACUUCAAAAGGACAGUUCUUUGAAGGGAAAAUAAACGAGCCUCUCGAUGCUGCAAAGAGAAGUUCUUCUGACAGUGAAUUGAAUGUAGAAAAUGUAGGUAACAAAGAGUCAGAUACUGCAAAUGAGGGCAGUGAUGUGGUCAAUAACAGGAUGGAAGAAGAUGCUGUGAUUACUUCCUUAGUUAGAGAAACUAUUCCAGAACCUGGUGGCUUAUACACAGGGGCUGACUCCAGAAAAAGAAUGCCACUGUCACAGGAGAGCUCAUUCAAGUUCGAUGCGGACAAAGGAAAGCAACCCAGUCAUCAAGUGGCAACCUCAUUGGCAUCUAAUGCUCCGAAGAAUCAGGCACCACAACCUCGUGGUCAACUUUCCAAAUCCACUUCUUUCAAUAACUCAAAGGUUCCCAAAGUGAAACAGCUAUUGAAUGAAGUUCCUCAGAAGCCAAAAAAUUUGAAGGAAUCUUGGUCUUCUAUCAUUAAAAAGGAGGGUCCAGUGAGCAUGACUACUAAGUCCGCAACCUUCAAAAAGCCUAAACCUUCUGAGCCAGCAAAUAAGGCAAAGUCUUCUAUCUUGUCAACUGCUGAGGGGCCAAGGGUGGUGAAUCCGCUGGUGAGCCAAAAUGUUUCAAAUGAUAGAUGCACUUCUAUAUUGGGGUGUCCCUCUGUUACUACAUCAAUGGUUGCUCCUGUUCUUUCAAAAGCUGACACCACAGCUCAGCACCUCGCUACAGGAAAUAACAUGUCAGACUCUAAUAAUUUAAGCACUGCUCAUGGACAGGGUGGUAAAAACUCUCUUGGAAACAGUGAGCUAAAGAAACUGCCUUUAGCAAAAGUGCCUGGAAGUAUGAUGAUAUGUAAUGCUGAGAAAUCCUCUGGUAUUCUUGGUCCCGGUGCACAGAGAAAGAUAAUUCAAAACUCAGAUCCUUCACACCGGGAUAAUAAAAUAAAGGACCCACCUGGCUUCAGACUGGGUGCUUCUGGCAGUAAUCGUGCAAUUCGUUGCCAAAGAUGUAAUGAAGCAGGUCAUUCUACACAAUUUUGUGCUCUUGGCAAACUUCGCUUGUCUGCAAUAAAACCUUUGAGUGAGCGAAACUUGAAGGAAGCAUCUGCCAAAAGGAAUAAAACUUCUGAAACUAGCACAAUGGUGGCUACUGAAAAGGCUGCUUCCAGAAUAGCAGAUCAAUCUGAGCAAAUCCCAAAAUGUGGUACUUCUCAGAAUCAGAUGUAUGGGCCAACAGAUGUUUUAUCUGCCUCAUUCAGCCACUUGAAGAAGCCCUCCUUGUUCAUUCAAACUAAUGAGCAGGAUAUGAGAUACGGUUUGUCCAACCCUGGCAGCACAGCUUCAGUAGAUUGUAUUAAGCUGAAGUCCAAAGAUGAUAAUCCCACUCUAUCUGCCACAACAGGAAGCUCUGUUGAUAAUGGUCCUAUGCCAAGUGAUCAAAGGGAUGAAUCCAGUCAAGGCUUUUCAACUGGUGGUGAACCAAUAGCUUCAACUGUCCCAGAGCUGGACUACAUAUGGCAAGGUGGUUUUGAGCUAUGGAGGACUGGAAGAUCACCGGAGCUAUGCGAUGGUUUCCAAGCCCACUUAUCAUGUUCUGCUUCACAGUCAGUGCUGGAAGUAGCAAAGAAAUUCCCUUCAAAAGUCCAGCUUGAGGAACUUCCUCGUCAGAACUCAUGGCCAACACAAUUUCAGGAAAGUGGUCCAACAUAUGACAAUGUUGGUCUUUUCUUCUUUGCUAGAGAUGUUCAGAGCUAUGAAAAUCACUACAGUAAAUUAGUUGAAAAUAUGCUGAAGAAUGAUUUAGUGCUCAGAGGAAGUGUUGACACAGUUGAGUUGCUUAUAUUCCCUUCCAAUAUCCUGUCAAAAAACUUCCAAAGAUGGAACAUGCUCUAUUUUUUAUGGGGUGUGUUCAGAGUUAGCAGAAAAGAUUGCUCAAACCUUCCACCUGAUGUACCCACAUGUAGACGCAAAUCUAAUUUGAGUGAGGAUCCCUGGGCUGUAGAUCCAAAUACCUCUGUUCUGUCUUCUAGUCAUUCAUUCUCAAAAGACACGAAUAAUUUUGAUGAACCAGACCGCAAUUUCGUGAAGUCAGCUACUUGUGCAGACUAUCAAUGUCUACCGAGUUUGGAAGCCAAUCAUCAGGGAUCUUUGAAUGGAGAGAACUCUUUGAAUCAGCCUGUGAGUGGAACACCUUUAGAUGAUCAUCAUGAUUCAGUUACAGCACGAUGUUCAACGGAUAACAAUGGUGCUAUCGAUCACUCUGCCACCGCUGCAGGAAGAAAGCACCAGAACCUUAAUUAUUCAGAACACCGAGAUAAAACGCGGGACACUUUCGAUGGUACUGUUAGUGAAAGAGAUUUUGAUGUGAAUAUGGUGCCAAUUGCUUGCUCUGUCCCCUUAAUCCAUGAAGAACCUGGUAAGGAGAGCAAAACCAUCAAGAUUAACGAUGCAGAGCACCUCAUGGAUAUAGACCAUGUCAAUACUGCUGAGGUUAACACAGGUGCACUGGAUCCUUUUUUACAUGCAUCAGGUGGUGCAUGUAAAAGAGAUUUUGAGAUGAUCAAUGGAGCUGAUGGAGCACUCGAGCAUAAGAAAAUUAAAUUGGAUAAUGUAGUGUCUCCAAACUCUGGUUUACGUGAGAAUAUCAAUGAUGGAAGGUUAUCUUCUAAGAUGCAUCCCCUCACAGCUUCCUCUGUGGAUGGUGGCACUGACAAUAAACUGAUGGCAGGAAGCUCAAACAGUGAUGGAAAGUGCGUGUUUCCACUAGAUCUAAAUGAAGUGGAUGAUGCAGUAUCUGAGAAUAUUGUAAAUAUUCUGUCUUCAGAUGAUGAAGAGUCACCAGAACCUGGUGUGCCAGAUCUUAAGCUGGAAACGAGGGAUGAUAGAUCUUCAGGAAAGGUCACGUUGUCCUCUGUUUCAUCAAAGGUUGGAGAGAAGCAAAAUAAUGGAGAUAAUCUGCCAACUGAUAUAACGGGUUCCCUCUCCCUCUCUCUUGGUUUUCCGUCAAGGAAAGGAACAAGCUAGUAAACCGCAAUUGGAUCCACAUAGACGAUGCCUGAGAGGAGCAGCAGGAAUACUACAUCAUCCAUUUGGGGCCAACAGUGAUUGCUCGUUCUUGCAUUUCUGAUGUCUUGAGCGAGGAUGAAUCUUUGAAGCCCCUGCCCAGGGCAUCAUCCUGAAAACUGAUGCACUUACAAUGGUGCCUUGUCAAUGUGUUCAGCAGAUAGCCUCCUCCGAAGUGAAGUUUUAACUGAUAACCUCGUGUGCUGUAGGCAUCACAUCCAUCUCAAAUUGCAAAGAGCUUCAAUACUCAGACCCUGGGUCAACUCGGUGGACAAAGAGCAAGCCGGUAUUUCAGAAUUUGGAGGUACAGAUUUGAGCUUCAGCCUCAAAUCUGAGCUUCAAUCUCAAAUCUCAUGUUUAAAAUCUGCAAUGUUAAGCGCGUGUCAACUUUUGCCCUUAGCUCUCAGCAGUCGAACAAUUGGACAGUUCCCUUGCGAGAAAAAUGCUGGCGUUUGGCUGCGUUAGCACACAAAAUAUUGUCGUCUCUGUUCAUUUGUUACUUGAAAUUUGCUGUGGGAAGUACACUAACCUGAACAGCAUACACAAUCACUUAGGCGAGCACCGUAAUUCAACUUUUACUGUCCUCUGUAGCCUAUCAACAAAUUAAGAGACUUGUAGUAUGAAAUCUUUGAAGCAGCUUUGUUGGUAGUGGAGUAUUA